UUGGCGCCCCCCAGUGGUAGCUAGAGGUAAUUCAUUUAGGAUCAGGUGGAAAGUCAGCUGAUUCCACCACAAUCAGGAAGGGGAAGUUACAGUUCAACAAACUAGUCAUGUAAAAAUAGCAAACUCAUUUGUUCAUUCAGGUUUUUUAUUUAAGAAGAAAAGGCUUCAGACUCAAAAGAUGUUCGGUGGAGACGAUGAAGAUGGAGACUUCCUGUCUCCAUCAAGAGGGGCCAAGUUGGCCUCUCUGUUUGGACUAGACCAGGAAGCCAGUCAGGGGAACGAGUCAUUUCAGUACACUGCACCCAAACAGCCCAGAAAGAGCUCCCAUCCAGCACCAGCCACCCAGAAACUAGCUCCAUCACCUGGAGCUCCAGCAGUCUUAUUCGCCACAGCAGUCCAAGCCUUCAGAUAUAUUAACGGACAGUAUGUGAAGCAGGGAAAGCUCGGAGCAGCUGCACUGGGCAACCAUACAACAAAAGAGUACAAGCUGCUUCUGUACUUGAGCCAACAGAAACAAGUGACCACUGCCAAAAUUCAUAUGGGCUUUGUUUUCACAGUACAACCAAACAAUUACUGCACUUUUUAUGAUGACCAGAGGCAGAACUGGUCCCUGAUGUUUGAAUCAGAGAAAGUUUCAUCCCACUUCUGCAAAGAGGUAUGUUUGGCAAAAGCGAACAGCGCAGCUUCCUUAGAUGCUGUGGUGGUUCAGGAUCUGAGUCUUGGGGAGGGCCAGGGGGUGGAGAAUGGAGACUCUCUGGAGGUGGUGUACAUAGGCUGGCUCCUGCAGAACCAUACCAUUGGCCAGAUGUUUGACUCCAACCAGAACAAAGACAAGUUGCUACGAUUGAAACUUGGAACUGGAAAAGUGAUCAAAGGCUGGGAGGAAGGGAUGCUGGGGAUGAUGAAGGCAGGACGUCGUCUCAUUGUCAUCCCGCCCAACCUAGCUUACGGAUCCAAGGGAGUCCCCGACCGCAUCCCGGCUAACAGCACUCUUAUUUUUGAAGCAGAACUUCGGCGGGUGAAGUUUUCCAAGGACAGUAUCUCUGAUCGGGCCAGUGCCAGCUCCAGAGACUCUGCUGCUCCCUCCCCUGCUCCUUCCCCAGGACCAAGUGUGGAGAAUCUGACCCCAGAGCCUGCAGUACAGAUGACUGUCCCAGGGCCAGGCAGACCAGUGGAACCACCACUUCGUGCAAAAUCAAACUCUCUCAGUGAACAGCUGGCAAAUCCAGAUGCCACUAAAGCCAAGCUGAUCUCCCGCAUGGCAAAGAUGGGCCAGCCCAUGUUGCCCUUUCUGACAGGAGUGGCCAGCCAGCCUGAAUCCAGUGACUCUGAGCUUGAGGACACCAGUGGUAGUAGAGUGAAGGAUCGGCCUGUAGCUUCAUCUCCUGUGCAGAUCUCCACUGCUGCUCCAGCUUCAGCAUACGUACAUCCUCAUCCACACACUGCUCCACCCUCUACCUUACUUCCUGUUAUGACAACUGUAGCCCCACAGCCUGGGCUACCAGGGAGCAGCCAUGCCUUUCAGCCUUACUCCUACACACAGACCUCUUUGGCUCCGUCUCUGCUGCAGCCUGUUGGCCAGGUCUACCCUGCACAAACUGUCCCUUAUAUGGGCUCUAGUGAUGUAACUUCCUUCUUGAUGACUGAGGCACGUCAACACAACACAGAAAUCCGGUUAGCUGUUGGAAAAGUAGCAGAUAAAGUGGAUCAACUGGCCACAAAGAUAGAUGACCUUCAAAGGCAGGGAAGUCAUUCCACGGAUGUGUCUAGUAUGUCGAUGGAAACCUCCAUGAUCAUGCACAACAUCCAAAGAAUUGUGCAGGAAAAUGAAUGUUUAAAAAAGGAAGUCUUUGAAAAAAGCUCUCGCAUUGAGGAGCAAAACCGUAAGAUCGGGGAUCUCAUCAACCAGAACCAGAGGCACAUGGAGCAGAGUAACCUACUGUUGGAAAAGAGAAACGACUCCCUUAAGUCAUCCAGUGAACAGAGCCAGACCAGACUACUACAGGCUGAGCAGGAUAAGCAUGCAAUGCCUCAGGACCUGGGUUCUGGCCAGGUUCGUCUGACGGAGGAUCUGGCUUCAUCCACAGCCCGGCUGUCUCAGCUGCAGCUGGAAGCUUCAGCUCACCAGCAGAAGGCUGUGGAGCUGCAGAGUAAACUGAGCUCAGUGAUGCAGGACAAUGAGAUCCACUGCCAACAUAUCGCUUCCCUGGAAACACAGCUGGAAGAACUGAAGGAGACAGCAGAGAGCGCUCAGGCCCAGUAUCGCUCAGAGAAGCAAAGACGCAAAGAGAUGGAACAGAGAGUCAACAACAUGGAGGAGGAAUUGCAGGACCUGAAGACCGAUAAAGAGGGCCUAGAACGAACACUUUUGGAAAGGAAGAAAAAGUGGCAGGCUGAUCGCCAGUGUCGGGACGAGGAAGUGGAAGAGCUCCGCGAGACCAGCCAGCAGGAGUUGGACAACCUCCGAGCUCAGCUUCGCAAGGCCAGGACCAGCACUGACAACGCUGCAUCUGAACAGUUGUCUCAACUGCAGGCAGAGCUUGAGGAGGACUGGAAGGGGAAGUGCGAACAGAUGUUGGCCUCUGCUAAAGAGCAGCACAGGAGAGAGCUAGUUGAACUAACAGAGCAGAGAGACGCUCUGCAGGACAAGCUAACACAGCUACAGGAAAAGUACACGGCCUUGGAGCAGCAAGGAGCAGCUGGAAGGGAGAAGCUUGAGAGAAGAGCGGCUGAACUGGAGAAGAAACUGGUACAGCAGGAGAGUCCAGGAGACACUGCAGCAGAGGUGAAGCGUGUGAUGAACGGAGUGUUUCAUUCUCUGCGAGGGGAGUUUGACCUCAAUGAAUCUUACACUGGCCAGGCUGUGCUGGGGGUGAUUGUUACUACCAUUAAGAAUGUAACUCUGCAACUGCUCAGUGGCACAGACAGAUCUUCCUUCCUUCCUAAGAAGGAAGAGAAAGCAAAGGAUCAGGAGGAAGAAGAAAGUGAUGAUGUGAAAGAAAGAGAGGAGAAACCCCAUCAGAAUGUACAUGUGAAUGGAGAGAGACAAAUCAAAGAGGAAGAAAAGGAGGAGGAAGAACAUAUGGCUGAACUGGAUUCUCACCAAAUCAGUGAGAACCAGAUGAAUCAGGAAGUAGCAGCAGUGAAGGAGAUUGAGACAGUAACUGAGUCAAAGACACAAAGCCAGGCAGAGGCAUUACAGGCCACUGAUCUCCAUCCAGUUUCAUCCACUGAACGGAAAACACACGAGAAAGCAGCAGAGUCUGAAGUACAGCAGGAGCAGGGAGAACACUCUGUUCCCGAAACCACUAAAGAGACAAAAGACACCAACAAGUCUGCAGAUCCAGAUGAUGGACCUGAUGAGAGUUCACCACCUGAGGAUGGACAGGAAACUGUGUCAGAAAGAAAUGCUGCAGUGAGCAGUGAGGUGGACGAAGAGACCUUGGACAAUGGAGAGCAUGUAGGAGGAUUGAAUGCCGCCUCUCAGAAAGCUUUUGGACCCCCAGCAAACCCACCUCCACCACCGAAUGUACUUCAGAACAGCUCAGGAGAAGACACACGUCUGACUGGGGGAAUUGGUGAGGAAAAUGGAAAGGAGCCAUUUUUCCAGAUCACAACUCCUACAAACCCCCCCACAGUACCCAGUGAGGAGGAGGAGGAGGAUGAGAUGAGCUUGAAGGGGCAUCCACCACCUGCCCCUCUGUUUGGUGAUGAUGAGGAAGACGAUGAUCUAGACUGGCUGAACUGAGAUGGAACCAGAGUGAUAUAAUUCUGCGUCCUAAUUUUCAACUCCAAAAACAGACGCAAGGUGCUUUACCUGCUGUUUCUGCCUGGUGGAGCAGUGAGGACAACGAGAAGCCUCUGCUGAUGAAUUUGGGUGGACAGAGCAGCCUGGCUCUUCACCUCCAUGUUGUUUUGCUGACUCACACGUGCUUCCACAGAAUUCUGGAGAACAAAGCUACAAUCUGAGGCUCUGAGUCUGGUUGAAAUAACAAGCCUGUAAUUUACAGAGGAAUCGAAACUUUGAAACUUACUUUUCAUUAAUUAUGUGCUAUCUGUUGGUGAUGCAAUUUAAUACCAAAUUUUACAUGUCACAGUAGCAGAUUAGUAUGUUGAAUCAGCAGUAACCCAAUUUCAGUGGUUUUAGACUGUACCGUGGUUUUUAAUUAUUAGCUUUCUGCUUUAAGAAUGAACUUUUACACAAUUUUGCUAACCUGAAAUUCAUUCAAAAAAUAAAUGAAAUGGAAAAUAUGGCCUUUAUCUCUUGUCUUGCUGUUUUGUUGUGCGUAUUGAAUCAGUUUUGCAGUGGUUCAUCAUUUCUGUUAAAUUUAGCAUUUAGUCUCCAUACAGUAUUUCAGGGAUUUUUGGAAUAAAUGAGCUUGGUGCUUGUGCAUUAAAUUGUCCUUAAAUAUUGUAUAUUGAAUUUGAUCUCAGUCUUUUGACUACAAAACAAAGUGUGUACGUUGGUCAAUUGUUAUUAAUUAAAUAGUUUAUAAAAUA
Messenger RNA from Xiphias gladius (swordfish), 4500 nucleotides. It is a transcript of the gene fkbp15b, whose product is annotated as FKBP prolyl isomerase family member 15b. Bases 179 to 3748 code for a protein of 1189 amino acids. Lineage: Eukaryota; Metazoa; Chordata; Actinopteri; Istiophoriformes; Xiphiidae. The transcript is spliced from 29 exons. Gene Ontology annotation, molecular function: peptidyl-prolyl cis-trans isomerase activity. Gene Ontology annotation, cellular component: growth cone. The record is from RefSeq and is a predicted model, not a curated record.